Messenger RNA from Neoarius graeffei (lesser salmon catfish), 2609 nucleotides. RefSeq names its product alkB homolog 3, alpha-ketoglutarate dependent dioxygenase (gene alkbh3). Gene Ontology annotation, biological process: DNA alkylation repair; DNA repair. The transcript has 10 exons. Gene Ontology annotation, molecular function: dioxygenase activity. The coding region runs from base 139 to 969 and encodes 276 amino acids. Gene Ontology annotation, cellular component: nucleus. Lineage: Eukaryota; Metazoa; Chordata; Actinopteri; Siluriformes; Ariidae. The record is from RefSeq and is a predicted model, not a curated record.
CCUCGAGAACAGCAUGUCAGUAGUUUGCUGAAAGGCGACGUGAGGAACCUGACUUACUGAAAUGCUGCAGCUUUAUAGAGUUAAAUACAGAUCUGUUGGUAACGCGUGAGGUUUUUCGUUCACUGCAAGUUGAAUUCUAUGGGAGAUAAACGCCAGAGAGCAAGAGUGCAGGGCUCUUGGGCCAAACCUGUUCCCAAACCAGCAUGUUCAACAGCACCGAGGGAGCAAAAGUCUGGGUCAUGGAAGGCUGGACCUGUAACGUUCGAGUUCAAUCAGCCCGCUGAGCCCAUCAGAGUGAUGCCUGUGGAGAAGGUGAUCAAAGAUGCUGGGGUUUAUGAGAUCAGCCAAGGUCCCACCGGCAUAUCCAGACUGCGACUCCUUCCUGGGUUUGUGUCCCAGGAGCAAGCAGACUGGAUGUUCUCUAAACUGUUGGCUGAGCUUCCAUGGUCACAGAAGACCAAUUAUGGCAUGAUGGGUGAAGCAUAUGAGGAACCGAGGUUGACCUGCUGGUAUGGAGAACUUCCUUACACAUAUUCUCGCUCCACGAUGCAAGCUAACCCGAAGUGGCAUCCCAUCCUCCUGAAUCUGCGCCAGACUAUAGAGCAGGAGAUAUCUCGUACCUUUAACUCAUUGCUGUGUAACCUGUACCGUGAUGGGAAGGACAGCAUUGCUUGGCACAGUGAUAAUGAGGCAUCUUUAGGCCCCCACCCCACCAUAGCCUCUCUCAGUCUUGGGGACACAAGGGUGUUUAGCCUCCGGAAGAAGCCUCCUCCAGAAGAAAAUGGAGACUACACGUAUGCAGAGAAGGUGAAGAUACCAUUGAGUCAUGGAACACUCUUAAUAAUGGAGGGAUGCACUCAAGAAGACUGGCAGCAUCAGGUGGCGAAAGAGUACCAUGACCGUGGGCCUCGGAUAAACCUGACCUUUCGUACAAUCUACCCUGAACCAGUAUAUUCCUCCAAGAGAUGAUGGAUAAUGGAAAAGAGACACAAGAAGAGCUACAAGAUGUGGAAAAGCGCAGGCCAUUUACUGGAGGUGGAAGGGAUGUGAUUAAUAUACAUUACAUUAACAUAUAUUGAUAAUGAUAAAUGAUUUCUUUGCCUCAAACCAAAUGGAAGUGGAAUACAGUUAGUCUUGAUAAGCGUUGCUUGAAACAAAGUCUAGUGUUAUUUACAGUUGUGGUCAGAACUUUACAUACAGGUACAUGAAUAUAAUGUUAAUAUUGGGCUUUUAAUGAUCUCUUUGUACAACAGAAUAGUUGUACAACAUGGAUAAAAGCAAGAAUUUGGUGCACAUGUAAUUUAUUUUGGGUUUUCUGAAAUCAACACGGUGAAAAUUUAUACAUGCAGAGUCUUUAUAUAUAAAAAAGGUUAUUCGACGAAAUCGAGUCAUACAUAAGCUGAUGGUCAACGAGCCACAUAGCGCCAAGUUGGCUAUAAGCCAUGCACAAUGAAAUUGAGUGGAAUGACUGUUUUAUUAUAUCCACAUUCACUGGAUUUUGAGAAACUGAGCAUUUUUUAAAUUUUUUGCAAAUUUGAUAGUUUUUUCAAUUCAUGAAAAAUAAGAUGUUCUUACAAUCAAAUACUUUUAUUCCAUAUUUUAACCAUGCUUAAUAGUUGACUGGUCUUUGUGGCUAAACAACUCAAUAUUUGUCUCAUCUAAUCAUAAAGGUUUCCUUCAGAAGUGUUUUCUUUGUUCAUGUGGUCAGCUGCAAACUUUUAGUUGAGCUGGAAUGUGGGGUUUUUUUCCUUUCUUUUUUUUUCCUCCCUUGGACAGCAGCCUCCCAAGUCCAUGCUGACGUAAAACUUGCCUGAUUAUAGAUAGUGUUCUAGCAGUUUCCUGUUUGUGGCAGGCCUGUACCUUAAUGGUUCCUGGAUUGUUCCUGACCAUCCGAACAAAUUUCCUUUCAGAUGAGGGUGACAGUUUGGGUUUUCUUCCACUAAAGUGACUACACCUCUCAACAAUAACUUGCAUACAGUUGUUUGAACUGAUGAUAUUGGAAUCAGCAGCUGUUUAGAAAUUGCUCUGUUUCCUCAGUUGUGUAAAUCCUAUGAUCCUCUUUCUCAGAUCUGCACUGAGCUCCUUGGACUUUCCCAAUGUACUGUGUGUUGGUCAAACCAAUGAGUGCUCUCAGACAAACCCUUGUUAUGUUGGCACAGAGAAACUACCAGCUGUAGUCAGUCAUGAUCACUAACAGGAAGGUAAGAGGCCUUGGCAAGUUCAGACAUUUUGGAACUUUCAGCACCACUGACUUACCGUAAUAAUCUAAUUGGGUAUAUGUAUAUUUUUGACCCGGUACUGAUUUCAGAAAACUGAAAAUAAAACUUGUGCACCAAUUUCUUGGGAUUUUUCUUUUCUAUUAAAGUUGUAUGUUGUACAGUCAUUCUGCUACAAACUGUUCACAGGUCACUGAAAGCCCAAUAUUGCCAUGACCUUCAUGCACCUGUAUGUAAACUUGUGAUCGUAACUGUACUUACAGAGCAUAUUUUAGUUUUGACAGCUUUUACACACAUUGUUGAAUAGUUCCUCUUUUUAAUGAUUAUUUUCUGACAAGGUUUUUUUUUCGUUCAACAUGUAGUUCAAUAAAAUGUGGUGUAUAGUAGUAGUUA